Molecule: messenger RNA, 3882 nt
Organism: Acanthamoeba castellanii str. Neff
Lineage: Eukaryota; Discosea; Longamoebia; Acanthamoebidae
Product: SNF2 family Nterminal domain containing protein
Exons: 20
Coding region: 1-3882 (1293 amino acids)
Biological process (GO): transcription-coupled nucleotide-excision repair
Cellular component (GO): nucleus
Molecular function (GO): ATP-dependent chromatin remodeler activity; ATP binding
Source: RefSeq, a predicted model, not a curated record
AUGCUCAUCACGGUCGUUGCACAGCGCGCGCUCGAGAACCAGGAGCAGAGGAAGCUGCAGAAGAAGCUGGAUGACAUCCGGAUGCAGAUCGCCACCCUACAGGAUGCCCUGAGGGCGGAGACCGAGGCCGCAGCGAAGCAGAAGGCGGGCAACUCGUUCGCCGCCAAUCUGCAAAAGAACGUCAAGAAAAAACAAAUCGAGGAUCUAAAGAAGAAGGAGCAGGUGAUGAUCGCCCUUGCGGCGAAGGAGGCACUGAAGCAGCAGAAGCGGAGCGGUGCGUUCGACGCCAUGCUGCAGGAGAGCGAGCACGAUCGGCUGGUGCGCCUGGGCAGGAUCACGCCCUUCGACAAGAUCAGCCAGAAAGCCACACAACCUGCCACAGAGACGAACCGGCGGGUGGUGAUGCCCGCGGACAGUCGGCCGACAAGACGAGACCGCGCGCAGGCGCGUGAGAAGAAGAGGUGGGCGGGUCGCAAGGUCAACAAAACAUGGGAUGGCUAUGGGAGCGACGAGGAGAAUGGACGAAAGCGAAUGCGGCCAAGGAAGAACAAGCCAAGGCGACGCUUCACGAAGCGAAACCUCUCCAUGUACGCGGCACUCGAUGACGGAGAUGAAGAGGUGUAUCUCCAGCGGAUGCAACUGUGGAGCCGCAAGAAGCAGCAGCAGCUCGAGCGUAAGCGGCGUCUGGAGGCCGAAGCGAACGGGGAAGGCGAACUGCAGGCCGCGGAGGAAGACGAGGAAGAGGAGCGCCUCUCCGAGGAGAUCGAGACCGGCAACGUAACGAUCGACUCGUCCGAUUCGGAGGAGAAGGACAGCUUUGAGUCCAACAACGAACAGCCGGGCGUGGCAGUGCAGACCGAGGAAAACGAAGCGGAAGAGGAUCAACAAAGGAGCGAAUCAAAAAAGAACGAAGCGAAGGGCGAUCGUAAUGAAGCGAUGGAGGCGAGCGCAACGACCAGUACUGCGACAACCGGGGAAUGGAACUGUGCGUCGUGCACUUACAUCAACAGCAUGAAGUCGGCGGUGUGCACGAUGUGCGGACGGCGCAGGCCCAGGCUGCAGCCAACCAAAUCCGCUUUCGACACCGACGAGCUGGUCGACGUGGGCGGGAACGAGGAGGUUGAGAAGGACGACGAAUACCAACAGGACAAGGAAGCCGAGGAAGAGGAGAUGGACGUCGACAUCGAAACGGUUGAAGACGACAACGACCACGAGACCACGGCGCUCCGGGCCACAGGAAACAAGAAAAAGCGAGGUCGACCUGCUCAAACGAAAACGAAAGCGAACGAGAAAGCGAAGAGCGAAGUGAUGGACGAAGAUGAGGACUUCGAUGCCAAUGAGCUCAUCAUCGACCCGGAUGAGGGAGAGGAAGUGCUCUUUUCCGGGGGUUACCGGCUGCCGGCCCAGCUGUACGACAACCUCUUCGACUACCAGAAGACCGGCGUGCGAUGGAUGUGGGAGCUGCAUCGACAAAACGCUGGCGGAAUCAUCGGCGAUGAGAUGGGUUUGGGGAAGACGGUGCAGGUCAUGUCGUUCCUCGCUGGGCUCCAUCACAGCGAGAUGUUGAACGGACCCAUCCUCAUUGUCUGCCCGGCGACGGUCAUGCAGCAGUGGGUGCGCGAGUGCCACAAGUGGUGGCCGCCCUUCCGUGUGGCCGUCCUCCACGACACGGGGACGUAUUCGGGCUCGGCGUCCGACCUGAUCGAACGAAUCGCUACCGAUGGCCAUGUGCUGAUCACGACCUAUAGUGGCACGAGGCUCAAUCAAGAGGUCAUGUGCGAGGUAGACUGGGAGUACGCCGUUCUGGAUGAGGGCGACAAGAUCCGCAACCCCGAUGCCGACAUCACCCUCGCGUGCAAGCGGCUGCGGACGCACCACCGCUUGAUCCUGACCGGCUCGCCCAUUCAAAACAACCUGACCGAGCUGUGGUCGCUGUUCGACUUUGUCUUUCCUGGGAAGCUUGGGACGGAGUUCGCACUGCCCAUAUCGAUGGGUGGCUACAGUAACGCCACGAAGCUGCAGGUCCAGACGGCCUACAAGUGCGCCGUGGUGCUGCGUGAUCUGAUCAAGCCCUACCUCCUGCGAAGGAUGAAGGCCGACUUGACGGCGGAGCAGCGGAUGGACUACGAGGACUACCUGGGCUCGAAGGACGUGCAGGACAUACUGGGCAAGGAGCGGCGGGAUCGCAUGACGAACAAGGUGCUGGCCUGCAUCAUGAACCUCCGCAAGAUCUGCAACCACCCCGACCUCAUGCUGCCCUUCGAGAAGUGGCCGCAAGACUACGGCUAUUGGGGCAGAUCGGGCAAGCUGAAGGUGACGGAGCAGCUGCUGCAGAUGUGGAGAGAACAGGGCCAUCGCGUGCUCCUCUUCUCUCAAACGCGGCAGAUGCUCGACAUCGUCGAGCGGUUUGUCGUGGAAAAAGGUUAUGACUACUUGCGCAUGGACGGCACGACGUCAAUCGGGCGACGCAUGGGCUUGGUGGACGAGUUCAACAACAACCCGCGCCAUUUCCUCUUCCUCCUGACGACCCGCGUCGGCGGCCUGGGCGUCAACCUCAUCGGCGCCGACCGCGUCCUAAUCUACGACCCCGACUGGAAUCCGUCGACCGACAUGCAGGCCAGGGAGCGGGCGUGGCGUAUUGGGCAGAAGCGCGAGGUGACGGUGUACCGGCUCAUCACGGCCGGGGCAGUGGAAGAGAAGAUCUACCACCGCCAGAUAUUCAAGCAGUUCCUCUCCAACAAGAUUCUCAAGGAUCCCAAACAGCGCCGAUUCUUCAAGUCUUCGGAUUUGAGGGAUCUGUUCACGCUGGGCAAGGAGGGCAAGGCCGAGACGACGGAGCUGUUCGACGACAUUCGCGCCCAGAUGCAGAAGGCCGAGGAGGCCGAGCGGGCGAAGGAGCAGCUGGAGCUGGAGGAAAAGGAAAAGGAGAAGGAAAAGGGGAAGGAAAAGGCAGUGGACGACGAUGACGACGAUGACGAUGAGGCGAAGGCGCGGACAACGGGGCCGGACGAGGCCAAGUCCAAGAGCGAGAAGGACGACGCCUUCAUCCUCCGCAGCCUGUUUGACAACGCCAACGUGCAGGGCGCCGUGUGUCACGACUCCAUCGUUGAGAAGGCCGGCCACGAGCAGGUCAUCAUCGAGGAACAAGCGUCCAAGAUUGCGGCGAGAGCGGCGCAAGCGCUUCGUCGGUCGAGGAGGGUGUGCCAGAGCGACGACGUCAACGUGCCCACGUGGACGGGACGAUCGGGUGCGGCGGGCAUGCCCCAGCAGCUCAAGCAAAAGCGUUUCGGCGCGCAGCUCAACUCCAAGCUCCUCCAGGCCAGCGAAACCGAGGGCGCCAUCAGAAACUUUGGCAAGAAGCAGUCGCCGUUUUCCGCACGAUCUAUUCCUCCAUCGUCGACGUCGUCGGCAUCGUCAGCUGUGCCGCUGGCAGGUCUGGUGGCGGGCACCAGCAUGGCACCGUUGGUCGGAUCGGACGAGGAGUCCCUGGGCGGCAGUUUCUCUUCGCAACCGCCCUCGUCGGCGCUGCUCAUUCAGCGGAUGCGGCAACGCGCCAACCUGCUCGACCAGACCACCUCCACCACUACUACGACCAACUCCGACGGCAGCGAGGCCGGCGGCGAAGACGAGCCCACCAUGGAGAAGGAAGAGGCGGUCGAGGUGUUGCGCGGAGGUAAGGAGGCGCUCAUCCUCGCCAUCCUCACCUAUCUGCGGACCCGACCAGGCAACACGGCCUCGUCGCCGGAGCUCGUGAGCCACUUCAAGCCGCGCCUGGCGCCCGAUGACGCCCUGCUCUUCCGCAGCAUGCUCAAGCAGAUCGCCACCUUCGACAAGAACCGGAAGACGUGGACCCUCAAGAGCGAGUUUGUCGAACAGGAGUAA